Cyprinus carpio (common carp) is the source of this 6402-nucleotide messenger RNA. RefSeq names its product histone deacetylase 7-like. Gene Ontology annotation, molecular function: histone deacetylase activity. Gene Ontology annotation, cellular component: histone deacetylase complex. Gene Ontology annotation, biological process: negative regulation of transcription by RNA polymerase II; chromatin organization. The record is from RefSeq and is a predicted model, not a curated record. Lineage: Eukaryota; Metazoa; Chordata; Actinopteri; Cypriniformes; Cyprinidae.
CUCUCUCUCUUUCCUCUCCUUUUCUUCCUCUGCUUGCAGCUUCAGACAUUUGGGGAAUCCUGAAACAAGUUGUUCCCACAAAGAGGCUUUGCUGACUUAGUUAAAGUAGACUCCGAAUGAACAGAGGAAACAGAAAGAGGCUGUUUCACCAAGAGCCUUGACAUUCCUGCCCUCCCGUGUUCGUUCCUUCAUGUCUUUCGUUGUGGACACUGACUGCGCUGCCUGGACACCGUGAGACAUUUGACUAUGGACAUAGAGAUGCUGUAGAGCCCGACACGCUGCAUGUACCCUCGACUUGCUGCACUGCCGAACACCGCUGCUGGUCUUUGUAAUGGAUGUCAAACUACAAACUGGGGAUUAAGACAAGCUUUAACAGAGGAAGCGUUUGGACCUUAAAAACAAGGCGUAAAGUAAUUUGCAAAAAAGAAGAAGGAGUUUCAUACAAGGGAGUAACGAGCUGUUGCAUGCUUUUAUCUUUCACAUAAGAGCCUGAAGUCUCGCGUCGAGUCGGAUCAGAGACGCACUCACUGCUGGGGAGUGGCAGCAGAAGACUCAGUGUCGUCUCCCACGGGCCCCGCCCCCAUGGACCUGCGUGUAGGUGAGCGUCUGGUGCGUCCAGGUUCGGACACGGCCUUCCUGUCUCCUCUGCACCCCCCUCUGCUGAUCGGCCCCUUCAAUCCACAGCACUGUUCCCAGUACAGCCAGCAGCAGCUGCAGCGCAUACAGCCUUAUAACAUGGAGCAGCAUCUACGAGACCAGGAACUAGCGAAAAAACAGCUACAGCAACUUAAAAACAAGGACAAGAGUCAACAGAGUGCUGUGGCCAGUGCGUUGGUGAAGCAGAAGCUGGCGCAGGUGAUUCUGAAGAAGCAGAAGGCGGUGCUGGAGAGGACCAGCUCCAACCCUCUGAGCAGCCCGUCCGUCGCCUACCGGGAGCUGGUUCCAGAUCCCAGCUCUUCUGUACAGCCGCUCCUGUCCUCCACAAAUCCAUCUCUCAGCGAAGGGCCCGACGAUCCACCCCUGAGACGAGCAACCUCGGAGCCCAACCUGAAGGUGAAGCACAAGUUAAAGAAGCACCUGAACACACGUAAGAGCCCGCUGACCCGCAAAGAGAGCGCGCCGCCCGCCGUCAAGCACCGCGCCCCUGAUACACUGGAUUCGUCCCCCAGCAGCAGCAGCACUCCAGUGUCCGGCUGCAGCUCUCCAAACGACAGUCUGCCCAAUGAGAACGGAGUGCUGCCCGCCGCCAGCCUGUCCCACGAGGCUCAGAGGCUGCUGUUGCAGGACGGCUCUUUAGCUCACUUCACAGUGCAGAAUCCCUCCAGUCUCCCCACCAUCACACUAGGCCUCCCCGCUAACACCAAGGCGGAGAGUGAGCUGGGCUCGCUGAAGCUGGGUCGUGUGCCGGUGUCGGGUGCGUCUCCGGUGCUGGUUCCUCUGGGUGUGGAAGAGCAGAGCGGGCCGCUCUUACAGCCCGUCCUCAUCCUGGAGCCCUCUGGACUCAUACACACCCCUCUACUGGCCGCAAACAAUUAUGGGACAUCAGAAAAAAAUAUACACUACCAUUCAAAAGUUUGGGUUCCAGGUCUGGGUCCGGUUCCCCUGCAGUUCAGCGCGUCUGGUCCUCAUAAGCCGCUGAGCCGGACCCGCUCCGAACCGCUGCCCCAGAGUCCCCGAGCGCUCCAUCCUCACCUGCAGCACAGCACUCAGUACCUGGAGAGACUCAAGCAGCAGACUCACCUGAGCAAGCUCAUGUCAAAGUCUAGCGAGAAGCCUCGUCUCCGGCAGAUCCCGUCAGAGGACAUGGACUCCGAGGAGGUGGGGCCGUCAGCGGGCGACGCCCAUCAGGGCAGGGUGAGGGCGGAGUCUCAGAGAGAGCUGGAGAGUCAAGAGGAGCAGCUCAACCUGCAGCACACCCUCAUUCUCAACCAGUCACGUCUGUGGGAAACGCAAAAGCAGCUCCAGCAGCUGCGCAGACAGACGGCUCACAUGGAGACACUGGCGGUACCCAUGAUGCUCGGCGCCGCACACCGGCCGCUCUCUCGUACGCAGUCGUCUCCAGCCUCCACCUCGCUAACGCUGCCGGACAAAGCCUUGCCUCUCACCACGGCGCCGGAGCCGCCCCAGAGCCAGCCGCGCUUCACCACGGGUCUGGUGUAUGACUCCCAAAUGCUGAAGCACCAGUGUACGUGUGGAGACAACAGCAGCCACCCAGAGCAUGCUGGGAGAAUCCAGAGCAUCUGGUCACGCUUGCAGGAGAGGGGCCUCAGGGGCCAGUGUGAGAGUAUUCGGGGAAGGAAGGCCACCCUAGAGGAGUUACAGUCUGUCCACACCGAGCGUCACGUUCUGCUGUACGGCACCAAUCCACUCAACCGCCUCAAACUGGACAAUCGCAAGCUGGCCGGCAUACUGUCACAGCGGAUGUUCGUCAUGCUGCCCUGUGGGGGAGUCGGGGUGGACAACGACACCAUCUGGAACGAGAUGCACACGUCUACAGCGUCCCGCUUGGCGGCCGGGAGCGUGACGGAGCUGGCCUUCAGAGUGGCUAAAGGAGAGCUCAAGAACGGCUUUGCUGUGGUCAGGCCACCAGGACAUCACGCAGACCCGUCAAACCCCAUGGGUUUUUGUUUCUUCAACUCGGUGGCGAUCGCUGCUAAGCAGCUCCAGCAGAAGCUCAGCGCCAGUAAAAUCCUCAUCGUUGAUUGGGAUGUUCAUCAUGGCAACGGCACCCAGGAAAUCUUCUACAAUGACCCCAGCGUCCUCUACGUCUCUCUCCAUCGCUAUGAUAAUGGAAACUUCUUCCCCGGGAGUGGUGGACCGGCAGAGGUGGGUUCUGGUGCCGGUGAGGGAUUCAAUGUUAAUGUGGCAUGGACCGGUGGUCUGGAUCCUCCCAUGGGCGAUGCUGAGUACCUGGCUGCCUUCAGGACGGUGGUGAUGCCCAUUGCUCAGGAGUUUUCCCCGGACGUCGUGUUGGUUUCUUCAGGGUUUGACGCCGUGGAAGGACACCCUGCUCCAUUAGGAGGAUACAAAGUCACUGCUAAAUGUUUCGGGUUUUUGACUCGGCAGUUGAUGGCGUUAGCAGGAGGACGCGUGGUUCUAGCAUUAGAGGGGGGUCACGACCUCACAGCCAUAUGUGAUGCUUCUGAGGCCUGUGUCAGCGCUCUGCUGGGAAUAGAGGAGCCUCUUCCUGAGUCGACUCUCCUCCAGACGCCGAAUGCCAACGCAGUGCUUUCACUCCAGAGAGUGCUGCAAAUACAGAGUCAGUAUUGGUCGUCACUGAAGCCGCUGGUGGGCACAGAGGGGAUGUCGUUUCUGGGUGCCCAGAGGAAAGACUGUGAGGAAAUGGACACAGUGAAUGCGAUGGCGUCCCUCUCCGUAGGGGUCUUGGCCAACAAAAGCCUUGUUGAUGAACCCAUGGAGCAAGAUGAAGAAUCCCUUUAAACCAGGUCUUUACGCGUCUGAAAACUGUCCAGUACCAAAUGGCGCUCCACACCAUGUGAACGAGCCGUGCCUCAAGACCAGCAGUGCCUCGGGGGCGUGGCUUCCUCAUCACGGCCCCUCCCCCAAGACACCACCUCGACACUGACCACCAGCAAAGCGCGGCUAAGCUAACAACCCGCAGCCACAGUUCUGCCGGGGCUUUGGGAUCCACGGCAUCUUCUCCUUUCAAGUACCACACAAACACACUAGGACGCAUGAGGCCGCUUUGUGCAUUAGUGUGUUUUUAACAUUCACUAAAAGAAUGCACUGCAGUCAUUCAAUAUUCACCUCCAGUGCCUCAAAAGAGACUUAUUUACUUUAGCUGGAGAUGCGAAAGAAGAUAUGCAGGAGCGGCUGAGGAUUAUUUCACCUUUUUUAAAGGCAGCCCACUUUACUACCCCUGACAAGCGCACUGUGCUGGGAGAAAAUGAGGGGUUUCCUUGCACCUGGCAACCGCAAAGUGGCUCCACUCUAUGAUGUCAUAACUAUUAACCAAUUUAACCACUAAAGAAGAAGAAGAAGAAGAAAACGAUUAUGACAACUGUGGGUUUUAUAAAUCAUAUAUAUAUAUAUAUUUUUUUUUUGCACUGUGCAUUCCAUAAUGUGAACCGUGAAAUUUUCCAAACCUCUGGGAAUAGAAAGAUCGAAUUCUGUAUUUAGUUUUACGCAUAACGUUCAUAUUUUUUUUUAAAGUGAAGCAAAAAACAGUUGCAUUCUUGUCAAGUUCAGUUACAUUCUACCUGCAUUCCCGGCAUGAAGGCUGUAAACUUGAAUAACUUCGAGAUACUUAUUUGUACUGAUUCUGUGUGUUUGAUUUAAUGCCUCAUGUUUUUGAAGGCCAGAGGGACAGACCAGCUUUUAGCAAGUUUGUUGCACACACCCACCCACCCCAAAAAACACACAUAUACGCCCAUCUUUCUAAACACACGUCGCAUCAAUAUGACCACUGUACAUGUUAUAUCAUGGACACAGGAAGUGCUUAGGCUUUCCCUAGACUAACUGUAACGCAAAGUCGCUCAGCCUCUUUUUAGACCAAACUAAUUUGAAUAUGAUCUUUAUAUGUGUGCACAUGUGUAUCUAUCAGUCAUAUCUAUUGUCUGUUCUGUUCUUACAAUCAAUUGACCACAAGCAAAAACGACAUUUGAAUGGGCUCUCGAAGCCACUUUAACGCCAGUGUGUGAAAUUCUUUUGUGACACAGUGUUCUGUAUUUUUUCACUGAUCUUUGUUGUCUUGGACGAGGGAAGUGACCAGCCUGUUAACCUGUGGAGAAGACAUGUCUAAAGUUGGUGCGCAUUUAAUGAUUUUCUUUCACCGCUGUGCACUUACUGAAGGUUUUUUUUGUUUUUUUUACUAUUAUUUUUACGAGGGAUGCAUUGUUUUUGGAUGGCGUUCUGUUUUCCACAGCCUGCACAUAGAUGUCUAAUUCACACCAGUUGUGUGGAUGAAGUUUAUAGUGAUAUUAAAUAUGUCUCUCAGCCGCUGGGAUUUACAUUUAUGCCAUCUUCAAUGAACCGAAAUGAAUGUCACACCAACCUUAAACCAAAACGGACUGACCUCUUUAAAUACUGUGCCACUCCACCAGCACAUUCGGUUUCAAAACCCAUAUCACUUAUUUCACGUUUCGAAAGAAAAAUUUGUCUAGUUGCAUAAUCCUGAUGGGCCAAACCUCUGGAAAUUGUCGUCCACAUGCUGUAUCAGUAUCUCAAAGUUAAUGCGUGCUGUCUUCAUGGUGGGGAUGUUACAUUGGACUAGUAGCACCGUUCAUGGUGCUUGUUUGACUUUUGCGUUGUGCUUUUGGGUUAAUGAACGCCCCGACGGCUCUCUUUCAAGUUUUGGAUUUUUAAAACAAUGACUGAAUCCCAUCUUUUUGAGUCGAUCUUUUACAACUGUAUUCACAACCAAAUACAGCGUUAACAUGCAUUCCUGCGUUCACUACAAGAAACACUCGUGACCUGACAAACUGCUGUUAUUGCGAACAUGUGGAAUUAAAAUAGAGGCAUUCCUUGUGAGAUUUCUGUAAUGCUGCGGAAACAAGUGUCCAGCACCUGCCCGACCAAUAAGUCUUUAAUUCAUCCAUUUCUUGCCUUGUACCAAACCACUGUGGCUAGUUAUACGUUUGUAUGAUUCCAUGUAAAUAGCCCCAUCCAUUUAUCGAUGUUUUGAAAGGUUUUCAUGAAGACCCUGGGUAGCCUUUGCCCAUCAGACCCCCGUGAAGACUGUUGUAAAAUAGAGCAGAUGCAGACGUUCACUCAUUAAUGAAGUCAUAGCUAAUCGCUCAGAACUAGCGGCGAUCUUGCUGUGUAUUUAUAGUACUUUAAACAGUGCACUUGCAUUUCACCAUCAACAAAACAGGCCCGUUCAUCUUUGAAAUCGACUUGGUUAGAGACAGAUCGACAGCACUUAGUGACAGUUUCGUUGGGACUGUGACUACAAACAGAGCUUGACAUUCCGUUGCAGUUUGGACACUGAUAUGCGUCUUACAUACAGUUCUAUUUUAGUGGUGUAUUUUUACAAUAGCUUUUGUGCAUUUGUACUGUUUUGAUAUACCUCUUGUAUUCUCUCAUCUCUCCGAACCUUUUAUGAAGUAAAACGGAGAGCGUGUGCUGUCGUCACCGCUCAUGUAAAAGCAAACCAGCGCCGUCUUAAUUCCUCUGUCAUUUAUUCCCUUUCGCCUUCUUGUAUGGACAAUGUAAAUAGUUUCCUACAGCCAAAAGACUUCACCUAUGUGCCUUGAAGUACCCCCACUAACUGGAUCUGUUUAACACAGAAUAACAGAAAUGAUGUUUCCGAAACGUCAUGUACUUAACGAUUCCCUUGUUUAUUCCCCAUUUCUUUAUUUCUCUGUGUAUAGAAAAGAAUGUCUAUUUUGUACUGUUUCUAUCUUCCUAAUUAAAAAGAAAAGCAUUUUUUGUUUGCGUAAA